Xiphias gladius (swordfish) is the source of this 3834-nucleotide messenger RNA. RefSeq names its product phosphodiesterase 3B (gene pde3b). Gene Ontology annotation, biological process: signal transduction. Lineage: Eukaryota; Metazoa; Chordata; Actinopteri; Istiophoriformes; Xiphiidae. Gene Ontology annotation, molecular function: protein kinase B binding; 3',5'-cyclic-AMP phosphodiesterase activity. The transcript has 17 exons. The coding region runs from base 335 to 3652 and encodes 1105 amino acids. The record is from RefSeq and is a predicted model, not a curated record. Gene Ontology annotation, cellular component: membrane.
CGUCUCGAGGCAGGGGAACCAAACGAUCCCAGAGCAACGUGAUGCAGCGACACGCGAUGGCGACACAAAAGACCAGUUAAUUUUAAGAUGCUCGGGAUUGGUCCAGCGCUCCACAUUACCGAAGCCCUGAGCUCCGAGUUGUGGCCUGCAGGCGGCGACACGGAGCCCCAUUUCUGUAAAAACAACAUCUCACCUUCUUUCUUUAGUCCAAGUGCCGGAGCACGUUUGAGUAACCAUGGAGUGCGUUCGCUGUCAUGUAGUUCGGCGUUAACACGGCGUGAAUAGCAGGAGAAGGGGGACUUUCGCGUGGAUCCGAGGGAGCCACGGUCGCGCCAUGGCUGCACGGGAGGAAGGAGAGGCUCUGCACAGCAAAAUAAGGCACCACGACGGAGCUGGAAGUGUAAACAGCUCAGAGGGUUUUAGGAACGGCUAUGUGAAGAGCUGCGUCACCCCCCUUAAACAGGACCAUCAGAGGGGAUUUUUGCUGAACGUCUGCAGGUUUUGCAACGAAGACAUUCUCAAUUCAAAAUUGUUAAAGGUCUCUGCCCUCUACGUCGGCGCGUUUGUAUUUUUCGCGGUUUCUCUUCUCAUUUCUAGGAGCUUGCAAAGUGACUCGCUUUGGGAUUUGCGGACUUUUUUGUGGGGCUUCUCCCAGUCCGUCAGUCCUUUAUUCAGCAUAGGAUGUGCUUUCUUCUUUCUAACGUUUUACCUGAGGAGGAAAAAGAAGGAGAGCAGCAAAUGCUGGCUCGUCUCGCUGCCAGCGUCGUGUUACCUCGGGGAUUUUUUGGUUUUGCGGUUUUUGCAAUGGGGAGAGGACCAGCACCAGAUGCAAAUGGUGGGCAGGUUGCUCUUCGUGUUGGGAUGUGUGGGUCUGCUCACACUGAUCCCCACGCUCAAACUCAAACACAGUGUUCUCAUACUGGUCUUUGCCAGCGUUGUGUGGCUUGUUUCUUUCACAAGUUUGAGCGGUCUGCCCGCACUGCUCAGACCGCUCUUCGCCUGCUUUGCGGGGGUUGCUGGCUCCCUGUUGGGGCUCUGCUUUGACCGUUACUACCCGUCGAGGGACGCGCCGAGCGGGAUUUCCAGCGCCGAGGAAAAGGUCCCCGUGAUCAGACCUCGGAGAAGGUCCAGUUGCGUUUCCCUGGGGGAAACGUCGACGAGCUAUUAUGGCAGUUGUAAAAUGCCCCGCAGACCCUCGUUGCCCUGUAUAUCCAGAGAACAGAUGAUCUUGUGGGACUGGGAUUUGAAACACUGGUACAAACCACAGUAUCAGGGUGCAGUGAGCGGCAACGGCGUGGAUCUUUCAGUCAUCAACGAGGCCAGGAACCUGGUGUCAGACCUGCUGAUGGACUCGUCUCUGUCGCCACACACCAUCUCAGCUCUGCGCAGCAUCUCCAGCCUCAUGGGGACGUUCUCGGGCUCGUGCCGCCCCAGGGUCAACCCCUUCACCCCCUUCCCAGGUUUCUACCCCUGUGACGAGGUGGAGGAUUCUGUAGAGAGGAGUGACAGGAAAACCAUUAAGGGUUUGAGCAGCAGAAACAGCCUCCCCACUCCUCAGCCCAGGCGGAGUUCCACCUCCUCCUCAUCCUCCGCACUCCCUCCUCUUGACUCCACCUCUUCACGCUGGGAGCGCAACAAUGGCAAGAGACCCCACCCCGACCUCAACUUGACUAGCUCAGGUCUGUCCAAUGGGCCCAGUGCAAACCUGCUCACCAUUCCCAAGCAGAGGUCUUCCUCUGUUACCCUCACCUACCACGCAGGGCCCCGGAGAGCAGGCACAUCUCCUAGCCUGAGCCCGGUCACCUCUCCAAGCCACAGUCCCCCCGCAGUACUUACGGGCUCCUCAUCGUCCCACUUGACUCGAUCACCGGUGGAGUUCCCCGACACAGCUGACUUCCUGACAAAGCCAAGUGUCAAUCUGAACCUGCACAAGCCCCUGGGCUACACCCUCAGCUCACCUGAUUUUCAGCAGGCUUUCCGUAGCUCCGCCCUCCCUCUUUGCACCAGCUGUGGUCGUCAGAUGCUCAAGGGAGCUUCCGGUGGUGAUACUGGGGAAUCUCAUCAACCAUUUACCAGUGAGGCUCAGCGCAGGCGAUCAGGAGAUGAAGGACUGGAUUGCACGGGUGAGCCUCUGAUCAGGGAGGAAAGCGUGGAGCUGGACGUGUCUGGAGACAGGAAGCCAGACAUCACUGGGCAGGCGGAGGAGGAGAAGGAGAAGAGCCCGAGCACUCAGCAGACUCAGGAAUCAGAGGGUGAGCAGGAGUUUAGACUAGAUCCUAUGCUGGAGGACCACGAGGCCCUCAUGGAGAGGAUGAACACUUGGAACUUCCAGAUCUUUGACCUGGUGGACAAAACCGGAGGGAAGACCGGAAGGAUACUAAGCUAUGUGACAUACACCCUUUUCCAGGAUACGUGUCUGUUUGAAAUUUUCAAGAUCCCGGUGAGGGAGUUCAUGACAUACUUCUGCGCUCUGGAAAAUGGCUACAGGGACAUUCCCUAUCAUAAUCGAGUCCAUGCUACUGAUGUGCUCCACGCUGUCUGGUACCUGACCACUCGACCAAUCCCUGGGUUCCAGCAGAUCCACAGUGAGCAUGUGACAGGAAGCGACACAGAUUCAGAUAGUGGGAUCUCUCCAGGCAGGAUAUCCUACGCCUCUUCCAAGAGCUCCUCGAUCUCAGAUGACAGCUAUGGGUGCCUGGCCUGGAACAUACCCGCCCUGGAGCUCAUGGCCCUUUAUGUAGCAGCUGCAAUGCACGACUAUGACCACCCCGGUCGCACAAAUGCCUUUCUAGUAGCCACUAAUGCACCUCAGGCCGUGCUGUACAACGACCGCUCAGUGCUGGAGAACCACCAUGCUGCGUCCGCCUGGAGCCUCUACCUCUCCCGGCCCGAGUUCAACUUCUUGGUCAACCUGGAUCACGUGGAGUUCAAGCGUUUUCGCUUCCUUGUCAUCGAGGCUAUACUGGCCACAGACCUCAAGAAGCACUUUGACUUCCUGGCUGAGUUCAAUGCCAAGGUGAAUGAUGUGAACAGUCCAGGAAUUGAUUGGACCAAUGAGAAUGACAGACUGCUGGUAUGCCAAGUGUGUAUCAAGCUGGCAGAUAUCAAUGGACCAGCCAAAGUCCGUGACCUGCACCUCAAGUGGACAGAGGGCAUUGUCAAUGAGUUUUAUGAGCAGGGAGAUGAGGAGACUAGGUUGGGACUACCCAUCAGCCCCUUCAUGGACCGCUCCUCCCCGCAGCUGGCCAAGCUACAGGAGUCCUUCAUCACCCACAUUGUAGGACCGCUUUGCAACUCCUACGAUGCUGCUGGCCUUCUCCCUGGCCACUGGAUUAAUGAGGCAGGAUCAGAUGAAGACGAUGAGGAGGGGCAGGUGGACACAGAUACGGAUGAAGAUGAGGAUGAGGAAGAUGAGCUAGAAGAUGAGCUGGCACCAAAAAGGAGGAAGAGCCACCGCAGGUUGUUCUGCAGCAUCAUGCAGCACCUGACGGAGAACCACAAGGUGUGGAAGAAGAUCAUCGAGGAGGAUGAGAAGAGCAAAGAGCUCGGCAAACAGCAGCAGCCAGACAGCCUGCCUGCCAGCCUGCCCAUCUCCCCGUCAGAUGAAAUCCAGGUCAUCCAGGAGGAGGAGGAGGGAGAAGAGCGUCAGUAGCAGGAGGACGGAGGGAAGAACACAGAUGCGUGAAAAAGAAGACAAAAGGCAGUGAAAGGACAUGGGUCCCUUGACCACCUGCCUUUCACUGACAUAAACACAAACAGAAAUGAGAAACACACACAGACAGCUGACAAAUGCACAUAAAACACACUUUUCUCCCUCUCUUUCUCACACACACA